GAAAUUUUAAUAAUUUUUAAUUUAAUAAAAUAAUGAACGCAGUGUUAUCAAAACUUGAUCCAUUAAUUACAAAAUUUGGACUUGAUAAUACAGAUCAAAUGGAAAUACUCAAAGGACCAUGUAGUAAAAUCGGAGUUCGACCUGCUCAUGUGGUUUUUAUCGGUGGUUCUGUUGCACUUUUCAGCAUUUUAUUUGGAAUUGCAGCACGUUUUCUUUCCACAUUCAUUUCCAUCAUCUAUCCAGCAUACAGAAGCAUUUAAGCAAUAGAGUCAUAAGGUAUAUUAUAUAUUCAUAUUUUAGGUGAAAAUGAUGAUAAAUAAUGGUUAACCUAUUGGAUUCUAUUUUCAAUCAUCACUUUAGCAGAUUCUACAAUUGGAUUUGCAUUAGAAUUCAUUCCCUUUUACCAUAUCUUAAAAUUAGCACUAUUUGUUGCUUUAUUCCAUCCAUAAGUUAAAGGAGCUGAGAAAUUGUAUGAUUAGGUAUUUUUUCAUUUAAAUCAAUAUAGUUUGUUCAUCCUCUUUAUUUGAAACAUCAUGAAAAAAUUGAUAAAGGUUUCUAAAAGGUUUAAGAGAGAGUUAAAUAACAAGUCUAAUGAAAAUGAUAUUGUAUGACCACGUAUAUAUAUAUAU
Molecule: messenger RNA, 629 nt
Organism: Paramecium primaurelia
Lineage: Eukaryota; Ciliophora; Oligohymenophorea; Peniculida; Parameciidae
Source: the annotation of a GenBank genome assembly